Molecule: messenger RNA, 2613 nt
Organism: Athalia rosae (coleseed sawfly)
Lineage: Eukaryota; Metazoa; Arthropoda; Insecta; Hymenoptera; Athaliidae
Exons: 4
Coding region: 899-2263 (454 amino acids)
Source: RefSeq, a predicted model, not a curated record
GCUCAGGUUGGGAUUAAGUGUUAUACAUAUUUUAAGUAUUUCAAUUGAAAAAUCUUCCGUUAAGGAAUUGCACGAUCAAACUGCGUUGUUGUGGAAAGUGCCCUGUGAAUUUUACGACUCCGGAGCUGCCUGUGCUGUGCCAAUUAUUGCCAAGAUAAGAGUUAUCGAUUCUCCUUUGCACACCGUGCGUCCUAAAAACGGUGGCAAUACGAUAUCUUUAAUUGGUUCAGCUUUAUAAAACCAAUAAGACAUACAAUUAUCUCGAAUUAUCUACUUGCUUCUAUCGAUAAUUGUUUUCGAAUUCGUAAUGUCAAUUAUUGCAGAACGACAGUUGAAAAAUAGUCGCCAUCUUGAAUCCACCCCAUGUGGUCGCACUACAACCGGAAAACUAUUUGUUUAUUUAUUUUUUCACUCCUACAAUGUUUUUUAAUUUAAUUCAUUCCCAAGAGGCUUCUAUUUCCUGUAAACAAUUCUGUUUUUAUUGAACACGCAUAUGUAUAAUGAGUUAACCGCAGAUGUAUGAAUCAGAGAUUAUUCAAAGACCAGUAAUAUUUUUCUGCAACAUAUAAUCCAAUGCUUGAAACUGAAUAAAAAAAUACAUCAUGAAGAGUAAUUUUGAAUACAAAAAAGAAAUUUAUGUGUCAUUUAGUAUUGCAAAUAAACAGCUUUGGUGGCAUGCCCCAAUGUUGUUCGGCCCUGACACUUUCUCCCACUCGCGCAAUGGAGCUCAAACACGUUCGCCAUUUCGGAAUGGGUUGUCGAUCGAGAAUUUCAAGAAAUUUAUUAUACCUGUGGGUCCAUUCGUUGAUCUUUACUGUUGACAAAUAUUCACCGAAAGUUUUCUGUUGACAAGGUACCUGUUUCCAAAAAAAAAUCUACCCGGGAUGACAAAAUAAAGAUGGAAACAACUACUGCUGACAGGGAGACAGAAGCCAGCAAGGUUCUCUACAAUUUGUUGUCAAUCGAGCGCAUUGCAAGUCGUAAAGGUACCAAGGCAAAUUCAAAAAAGAAACAUAAUGAUGCUGCUCAAUCCACUGAUCUAUUUGAACAAAGUUCCACGACACCCUUAAAAGUUUCGCAAGGUAAAGCUCCAGAAUUAGAGAAAACAGGUAUCAGCAAACCUCAAAAUCUAGCUGGACUUUCUGAAAAUGAAGAUGUUGACAAGAUCGUCAACUUGGAUAUUGACAACUCCUCUACACCUGCCACUGUAAAACGGAAUCCCGAGCUGACCGGUGAUGAGGGAGAUGAAGGUGCAAAGAUUAGCCAGAAGAAGAAGCAACGGUCAACAAAAUCAAAACAGAAGAAAGUUAGAACCGACGGAGAAGCGAGUUACGAUCCUACUCGCUUAGAAGAUGAUGCGGUCCAAGUUUUAGAGAGAUUUAAACGGGGUUGUGAAUGCCAGGACGAUCACUGCUUCAGUGGGCUUAAUCCAGAAUCUGUUUAUCGUCACAGACUUAACAUUGCAGAGCUUACCAAAGCUGAACAUGAUAUGUACUUAAUGGGAGUCACGAUGGCUUGUUUGACUAACCCAUACCAAACAGCAAGACAUACGGAGAGAAGGAGACUGCGAGCGCAGUACGUUUACCAGGGACGUAGGGUUUGCUUAGAUGCUUUUCUGUACCUUGAGAAUUGCACGCAUUAUCAAAUAAAAAGAAUCCGGAAGCAUCUGAUAACACAAGGCGUUACACCUAGGGUUCAUGGGAACCAUGGAAAAAUUCCGCAUAACACAUUUUCUCUAGAUAUAUACAAAAUAGCGACAGAGUUCCUCAAAAGUUUUAUAAAUAAACAAGAGACAAAACAGAAGACCACUGCCAGACAGGGUCCUCUGCAUCUUGCCUCAGAUGUUACAAGAAAGACUGUUCAUGAUCUAUAUACAAAUUAUUGCAGAAAGUUAUCACCCGAUAUUAAGAUUAUGGGAUAUUCGACUUUCAGGAGAUUUAUGAAAGUACAGUUUCCACAGGUUAAAUUUGCCAAGGUGGAAUUUGUUGUCAAGGGACAACAAAAUACUUCGCAAAACCAGAACUUUACCCUGAAAGGAGAUACGGAAAAAAGAGACGACGAAACAUCCAGGGCACUUGUUGCCACUGGCAACGAAUUGGUUCCGCUAGUUUUAACGAAUGGAACUGUCGAACAAAAUGGGGCAUACCUUUUAACACCAGUUAGCAAAUUGCAGAAUGGUGUUAGCUACCAGCUCACACCCGGUGGAUUUUUAGUUAAAAGUUCCAACACCCCCUCGAUUGUGACUAAUGUCAACUCCAUAUAAUCUAUUCUUUAACUUUCUCUUGAUCAGAAUAGGUCAUGCAAUUAAAAUGUACUAUGCAGUAUGCCUAGCAACGACGCACCAGACGCUAGUCACUAACACGAAUAUUUGUCGUUGAGUAUUGAUAAUUUUUUAAUUCUUAGUACUCCGUACAGAAAUGAUCCAUUAGAUCUAGUAGCUUUUUUUAAUGUCAAGCAAACACAAAUCUUGAAUCAUUUGUGAAGAUUUACUCUACAUUUUAAUUAGUAUAUUGUACUGUAAUUUAUGCGUAUUUUGAUCCCUACUUCAUUAAAAGUAGCUUGUGAUUGAGUUGUAAAUUUAGUUGCAGUAGAUAAUAAAGUGAUUCAACACAA